Anguilla anguilla (European eel) is the source of this 3547-nucleotide messenger RNA. RefSeq lists its product as uncharacterized. Lineage: Eukaryota; Metazoa; Chordata; Actinopteri; Anguilliformes; Anguillidae. The transcript is spliced from 2 exons. The coding region runs from base 152 to 1720 and encodes 522 amino acids. The record is from RefSeq and is a predicted model, not a curated record.
AAAAAGGAGAGAAAACGCCGGUUGAAAUAAUCACGGGAAAAUAUCCUAAUUGUAAAAAAGAGAUAGAACAUAUAUCAGGAAAAUGGAAAAAAAGAACUAAAAGAAUGGUGACAAAAUGGCCUAAAGAGGGUAUAGAGAAAUAUGUGAUCAGAUGGGAGGGGUAAUAGCAAAUUACAGAACAGGAGACAAGUCAGAAAAAAGAAAGCGAAAAAGAGAACAGGAAAAAAGAAUUUUAGGAUGGUUUAGGUCCGCUUCCUUAGAAAAAUAUGUAGGAAUGAGUGGGGGUCGCAGUGAAGAAAUGACCCCCCCUCCGUAUACCCCGCAGUCAUCAGGACAUGCGGAAAUAAAAGAGAAGGGCGUGUACCCAAUAGGCCCGGUAACAUCUGCAGUAACAGUGUGUCCAGUAGUAAAAAUACAGGUUCAGAUACAAGGGUGGGUAGAACAUGAGGAAAGUGAGGAACAGCUCGGGAUAGAGAGAGCGCGGCUCGAGGAAGAAAAGGGAAAAAUAGAAAAAAAGGUAACAGAGCUAAGGAGAGAAUACAAGGAAGUGGAGGAGUUAGAAGAGCUGUUAAAAGAAAAAUAUAACCAGUAUGAUGAAUACCAUAGCCGGUUAAUAAAAAAGGCAAAGGAGAUAAGAGACACUGAGAAAAAACAGCAAACGUCUAAAAUAUGCCAAAAGCCUGAACAGGUGGGGCCAAAAAGGGACGGGGAAACACCUAAAAAAUGCAAAAUUGCGGGGUGGGGAAAUUUUAGAUGGGAAAAGCUCCCGUAUAACAAGUGGGAAGAGCUGAAGAAAAAAAUUACCAAGAGAACAGAUUCCCGAGAUAAACAUAAGACAAGUUUAACAAAAGGCACUACAAGUAAAAAGCAAAUCCCCCAAGCAGAGUAUAAAUUAGAAAACAAUGAAGGGGAGGAGUUCUCCCCAGCAGAAAAAAGUGAGGCGAGCGACAAUGAGGUAUGCCAAGCAAGUAAUAGCGAGGCAGAAGAGUCAGACGGGGGAGAGGGGCCUGCACAGAAUGGAGCAAGCCACUGGAUCAGGGUGCUGGAGGAGGAGACGACAGGCCGGAUCCUGGCUGUGGGGGACCUGAAGGCUCUCCUGGGAAAGGUUGUGGGGAUGGAAACAAUGCUGGACAUAUUUGAGCAGGCUGGCUUUGACAGAAACCAUGCGAAGUCUCCAGCAGUGGACGGUGGGCCGUUUGACAACGUGCGUGGGGUUGUUUGGACUGCUUUGCGAGCUCUGUAUCCCGCACGACCGGACAUAACGAACUUAACGGGACCACCGUUAAAAGACAAUGAACCACCGGCGACAUACAUCCACAUGCAGUUGCGCAGGUGGAGAUUGUUAACUAAAAGGGACGUACGGGCAGAUCCCAUAAUGACCUCCCUCUUCCGCAAAGCCAUCCGGGAGGGGAUGUCACCGGAAGUGGGGCGCCGCCUCGAUGAGGUGGUGGGACUGAACACCAUGACACACAGAGAGUUUGUGGAUCACGUGGUGCACGCUGUGGACAGGCAGCGGGGGAAAAAGCUGGAAGAUCAAACAAAAGACAUUCAAAGGAAGCUACUGCAGUCGCAGUUGGAGGAGCUGAGAGCCAAAGAAAAAAAGGCGAGAGAAAUAAAGGAGCUGAGAGCCAAAGAAAAAGAGGCGGAAAAAGUGGCAUCGGUGAAAAUACAGAAUAUGGACAAUGAAUUCUUUGACUUUGAAGCCACUCCCCCCGCCUGAACCACGGAGCAGCCGGAUGGUGCCCCAGCCGACGGUGGUCUACGACUUCUCCGGCAUCCCUCACCCAGUGGCCAUGCAAGGUAAUAUGAAAGGGGGGGGCACCCAACCGGGUGGGUAUCAAAGGGGGGGAGGGCCAGGGAAUGGUGGUCAAAAUAAUCAGUGGAAAGAGCAGCUGAAUCAGAAUAACAACAUGCAAAAUAGAAAUUGGAACCAACAGAAUUUUUAUGUUUCAGGGGGAACGUGCGGCCCCACACAUAACGUUAAAAGUCAAUCCAGGGUACCAAGCUCAGGACCUAGGACCUAUGGUUAAGAGAGCAGAAGAGCUCCAGUUCAGGCCAACAGAAAAUUCUUUAAUUUGGUGCACAGCAGAUCAAACAAUGAUCAAAAUUAUGGUAAAUGCUCAGAUGUGGGGAAAGCCCCAAAUGGUGAGGGUACCGUGGGAAGAGGGUACAAAACGAGAAAUCUCAAAAGUGUGGUGUUGCAAUAUGUUGAUGACUUAUUACUAUGUGCAGAUACAAACAAACAGUACAUAAGGGGGGCAAAAGGGGGGACACAAGGUGUCCAGGAAGAAGCUGCAGCUCUGCUCUCAGAAGACGGGGAGAGCGGAGGGACUGCGGGCGCUGACACCAGCCCAGGGAGCAACAGCACCAACAGUGCCCCUGCGGGUCCAGUACGAGAAUCGCAGGUCGGCUUUCCAGUGGAGUGACGCGCAGACCGCGUACUCUGGAUGGGAAGAUAUACCCGGAACUUACCACCUACGAGGACUGCAGCAACACAUCGUGCUACGAAUCAACGUGUUAAGAAAUUGUGUAUAAUAACUUUGUUGGGUCACUUAGAAUAAUAUAUACAGCUUUGAUAUGUAUAAUCAAAUUUUGCGACUGGAGAGAGUGUUGGAGGAACCAUGGGAACAACGUUACAUUGAGGAAUCUGAUACAUUUGGAUGCUGCUAUGGCAGCAGGGGAUGCGCAGGCACCCAACAUAAUAUACAGGGGUGGUGCACACCCGACACUGUCUGACGCUGAGAAUAAGAACACAGCGAGGGGUGUUUUUCGGGGCCAUGAGGUUUGACCCCGAAAGGGGGGAAUGUAGGAGAAUUUUGAGACUCCCCAUGAGUGUGAUGACGUCACAUGUUAAAGUUAAAGGUAUUCCCAUCAAUGUUGAUCAGACUGUUUCCUCCAAACUCUCAAUGCUUCAUGAUAAAAAUUAUAUACACUCAUAUAUCACAUGUAUAACUAUAUACUAAUAUAAUCAAUAUGUAAUCCAAUAACUCUAUAUCAGUAGUUGCAGCAAAGCUUAUGGAAACGCAAGAAACCACAGUAUACACUGUAGAAAAAAAGGCAAACGCAGAAGGCUUAAAAAAACCAUACUUACUCAGCAGAAAAUUAGUGCCAAAUAGAUAUGCUAGAAAACUAAUACUUUACAGUGACCCAUGUGUAACCUGAAUAAAGUAAAAAAGGUACAGGAGGCUAUAACUCUAUGAACUUGUAUGUGUAAUGGAAAAAUACAGAAAGCAAUGACGUGUAUGCAUAGUGAAAAAGUACAGAGUAAGGGAAAAUUGGAAAAAUACAGACAGCAAUGACGUGGUGUAUGCGUAAGUGGGAAAGUACAAAGUAAGGGAAAAUUGGGGUACCUGUCCACUGAUGAAGAUUAAUUAAGAACAUCAAUAGACUAAUUAAAGACAUCAAUAGAACUGAAAAUCAGUUUUGGGGCACCUGUCCACUAUGAUAAGAUUAAUUAUUGAUACAUUAAGAACAUCAUAAGGACCGAAAAUCAUCUUUAUGCCAAAAAGGUCAAGUUGACCCACGAACAGGAAAGUGAAACUCCUUA